AUGAAUUCUCGAAAACUAAAAGAAAACGCAACCAGUGAUGCUCCAGGAAACUGAAAUAAAAGGCAACUAUUUAGCCAGUGCACAAAUGAUUUUUAUGGCUGCUUAAAAUGUAAUGGGCUCAAGACCUACUGCAGCACUUGCAAAAAUGCUGGUGGUUAUCCUAAUAAAUAUGGUGGGUGCACCACUGUGUGCUCUGCUAAUCACUAUUUAAGCUGUUUACCAUGCAGUGAUUUAGUAGAAAACUGCAAUACCUGCAGUAGUAUUGACGAAUGCUAUUGAUGUGAAGACGGGUAUUAUUUGAACAGCAAUAAGUGCUAUACCUGCAGUUCUAAAUACGAAAACUGUAAAAUUUGUAACCCAAAUUCAUGCUAUAAAUGCAUAAGCGGCUUUGCUUUUGAUGAAUAUAACAACUGUGUCCCAUCGCCAACACCAAUCUGUAGUCAUGUUAAAAAUGGAAUCUGUAAUAAAUGUGAGUUGGGGUAUUACUUGGAAUCCAAAGCUUGUCUCUCAUGUAGCAUCUUUCCAAAUUGCGAUUUAUGGUGUGACUCCUGGGGCUGCACUCAAUGCUUGCCUGGCUUCAUUCCGGAACUCUCUUCGUCAUCCUGUAUUUCAUGCAGCACUCUCAUUCCGUUUUGUUUAGUUUGUUCAUCAAUUUCAAGAUGCACGCAAUGUGACUCAAAGCAUUAUCUUACAGAUAAAUACAUUUGUGCUGAUUCAGGACCUGACAAUUGUAAUAUUGUUCAGAGUGCUGACUUGUCUAACUGCGUUAAAUGCUUAAAAGGCUACAAUUGGGAUAAGAACCACAAAAUUUGUAAACCCUGCGGUGAUAUAAUGUUACAUUGUGCUGAGUGUGAAGAAGGAAAUAUAGAGGAUAUCGAAUGUUUAAAAUGCGACGCAGGGUACGUUUUAGAUCCUAAUGGAGUUUGCAUUAAAUCUCCUUUAGAAAACUGCAAGGCAGGUUUAGAUGCUUAUCAUUGUGAUAAAUGCUUACAGUUCUACGGCGAGGCGUGUGUUUCUGCAGGGGCUCCAAUUGCUAACUGCAAAAUAGCAAGUACUGAAAGUUCUUAUUGUGUAGACUGCAUUUUGGGUUAUUCUCAUACUGAAGAAGGGCUAUGCGAAUGCAGGGCAGAAUAUUGUACUACAUGCAAUACCGAUGACGGAAGCAUUUGCGAUACGUGCAUUGAUAACUACUAUGGAGACUGCGUAGCAUGCAGCGCAAAAAUACCUAAUUGUGACACUUGUGUAAGUGGGGUUUGCACAAAAUGCAGUGCAGGGUAUUAUUUGUUUUAUUCUCAGUGUCGUUUAUGCACUGAGGUUGAUGCAAACUGCAUUACUUGUAUAGACAAUGACCGUCUGUGUGCUUCUUGCAAGCCUGGCUUUUUGUCAACUGGCUAUGGCUCAUGCAUUGCAUCAUCAGUACCAAAUUGUGAUAUAGCUUACAAUUCUGCCAGGUGCACUAUAUAGAAAUUUCCCAUAGAUGGCGCUGUUUGCACUUGAUUUGCCCAUGAGAAAAAUUUUCUGGUUUGACCAAACCGUAUGGGACUGAUCGAACCAAAAAAUUUCCCCAGUGGGCAAAUCAAGUGCAAACAGCGCCAUCUAUGGGAAAUUUCUAUAUGCUUGCCUGGAUACUAUCUUAAUGAUCAGAAUACCUGCUCUUCUUGCGGAGCUAUUUUUGCAGGCUGCAACACUUGCUCUGGCUCCUCUAAAUGCCUGGAAUGCUCACCAGGGUAUUGGCUUAAUUCCAAUUCAUGUCUUCCAUGCAGCUCGAUUCCUAACUGCCAAACUUGUACAGAUUCCACAAAGUGCACAAAAUGCAAGGCUACAUAUCUUCUUAAUGAAAAUAAAAGCUGCACUUCUUCUUCAAUUGAGAAUUGCGAUGUUGUGGUGAGCAAUAAUCCUAGCACUUGCCAACAGUGUUCAAAAGGGUGUUUCUGGGACUCUACUAAAUGCAAUGCCUGCAGUGUCUCAUUGCCAAAUUGUGACACUUGCUCAAGUUCAACGACUUGCUCGCUCUGCAAAACAGGCUAUUGUUUAAACUUUAGCCAAUGCUCUCUAUGCAGGAAUGCAUUAGAGAAUUGCCUAGAAUGCUCUUUAGACGGCAGCUCAUGCUUAAAAUGUGAUAGCGGGUAUUACCCUAAUCAUGAAAAUAAAUGCACUAAAUCUUUCCUCAAUUCCUGUGCUAAAGUUUCUGAUGAUGGGACUUGUAUAGCUUGCCCAAGCGAUAAAAUAUUUGCCUGCACCAAUAGCGGUGCUUCACUUCCCAACUGCGUCAUUUCCUCUUCUGACAAUAUACAUAAAAUGGCUGGUGACGGGUGUCCCUAUGUAUAUCCGGACGUGAUUUUUUGGGUGUGGAGAGCUACUCAGGGAAGGGUAAGCCUCGAGGCGAGAGGCCCAGCACAAUUUUCCGCUGAUUUUGUGGCCUGACCCGAGUGACAGUUUUUCGCAUCUUUUUUCCAGUAGCGCCGGCCCAACUUGCCUUGAAGGAGCCCACCCCGCAGCGACUUGUCGCUGCGGAACGCAUAGUGUCUUGGAAAUGGAGACUAUAAAUACACAGCACAUAGUCUAAUCUAAUCUAAUUCUCUUCUGACAGCUCAGUUUGCGUGAAAUGCAAGCCUAGUUAUGAAAACCAAGGAGGAACUUGUGUUAAAUGUAACUUUUAUUUAGUGUACCCUGACAACUGUUCUGCUUGGACAUCGGUAAAUGUAUGCACUAUUUGUGAUUCAGGCUACUUCCUCUAUGAUAGCAAAGAAGAAACAACCUGCAUCUGUAACUUUUAUUUAGCUUGUACUGACUCGUGCGAACAGUGUGGGUUAAAUCCUACUUGCUUCAUUUGCACUGACUUAGUUGUUCAAGAUGGGAGCACUUGUAGGGUCGAUCAAGCGGGCUACAAGUUAAGUAUCAGCGGUCGUUAUAUUAUUAUUAAUUUUGCUCACUCAAGCUCUAGAAUAUUUACAAUUGCUAGUAUAACAGCUUUCAAAAAUAACAAUCAAAAUAUAGACACGACCAAUUGGUUUAUCAGUUCAAGAUCAGACGCUCAGAUGCAGAUCCAGACUGAUAAUGUGAGAAUAUCAGAUCUUCCAAUUAAUAUUAAAAUCUCACUUCUUUAA
This is a messenger RNA of Blepharisma stoltei, 3107 nucleotides long. NCBI's taxonomy places the organism in Eukaryota, Ciliophora, Heterotrichea, Heterotrichida, Blepharismidae. The record is from the annotation of a GenBank genome assembly.